Messenger RNA from Neocloeon triangulifer, 1576 nucleotides. RefSeq names its product neuropeptide-like 1. The record is from RefSeq and is a predicted model, not a curated record. Lineage: Eukaryota; Metazoa; Arthropoda; Insecta; Ephemeroptera; Baetidae. Bases 28 to 1134 code for a protein of 368 amino acids. The transcript has 4 exons.
GCCGCAAUCAAGCGACGAACUUGACUCAUGGCGCACACGGCACCCCUGCUCAUCGCUCUGCUGGUCGCCCUUGCCACCUCGCAGGCGCAGGGCCAGGAUGACGACUUCUUAGAGGACAAGCGCGGAAUCUCAGCGUUGGCGCGCAACGGCGAUCUACCUGGAACUGUGUCGUACGAGCUAAAGCGUUUCGCGCACCCCCUAACAUGGCGUAAACUGGAAGACGAAAAGCGGGUGGCCCACCCGAUGUCCUACCAGAAGCCCAAGGAAGAGCAGGAGAAACGCUUUUCGCACCCCGUCGCCGAGCAGUGGGCUUACGCACGCGACGCUGAACUGGAGGCCGAGCGUCAACUCUUGGCCGAACUUCUGCUGAACGACGCUUUGGAGAAGCGCAUGGGCGUGGCCUCUUUGGCGCGCAACAACGAGUUGCCCGGCAAACGCAACAUCGCCGCCAUGGCGCGCGACGGCUACCUGACGCAGCACACGCGGCAGCCGCAGGACGACAACGAGGACGAGAACGAACUGGAGGAGGUGGAGGAGAAACGCAACGUCGCCGCGCUGGCGCGAAACUUCCAGAUGCCCGCCGGCGGCAAACGCAACUUGGCGUCGCGCGCACGCUCCAUGUCGCGCUACGCAGCCGUCAAGCGAAACAUCGCGACGCUUCUGCGCAGUCGCGUUGCCGGCAAACGUCAACCGUUUGCGUACGCACGUCUUUCCGGCGUUAGGGACGACGAGGACGAGGACGACGAUGAGAUUGAGAAACGCAACAUCCAGGCGUUGCUACGCACCAUGCGUCCGCCGGGUAACGCGCGAAACCGCUUCGCACGCAGCUUUCCCCCGAUGAUGGCCGCCCUCUUCACCAGGGGCCAGAAAGACGAGAGUAAACGACACUUAGGCUCAGUGCUCGGUGGUCGCCGUAAGCGGUCAGCUCUGCACGACCCUCUUGAGUCGAUCGGCGGCCCAUUCGUCGAGUACCCAGCCUCUUUGAGCACCGAGUACGACUAUGAAGAGGCCAGCGCGCCGAUGCACGAGGAAAAACGCUUCUUAGGAGCUGAAGUGGUUGAAGAUCAAGCGUCGCCGCCGAUGCAGAAGCGCAACAUCGCGUCCAUAGCUCGUCACGGAUGGCUCCGCUACUAGCCGCGACCCCUUUACCUUCCCUCCGAUUCUGAUUUUUUAUCUGUUUCUCUUCCGACCCUCGUUCCUCCACCCCUCUUGCAACCGACCGAGCCUCUGGAGGCCGCACGCAGGGCCCUCCGAGGCGUUCAGGGGCUCGGUCGGCGGGUGGGUUGGCGCUGGGUCUGACUGACUCUAACGAGAGCGACGACGCUGCUGAUUCAGGGCGCAUCCCGCACAUGGGCAGGACGACGAGCGGCAGGUCGUCGUCUGGCAACGCACAGUCGCGCCGCCGUCCCAGGCAGGCCUGAGCACCACCAAGCAAGUCGACGCACUCGAGAAGACAAUACGCUCGCAACAAUGACAAUAAACAGAAAGAUGAGAUGAGCAAACAAGCGCAACCCGCGCGGCCUAACGGAGCAUGUCGACAAUAAAUUUAAAAAAUAAAACCAAACAAGCGUUUAUC